AUGGCCCUUGCAGCCUGGCAGUUCUCUGGCACCUGGUCUCCUGCCGGUAGAUACGCUGGUGCUGCCGCUAGGAUACAUAGGUGGUUGGCAUGGCUGCCCAGUGAUCCUCCUCCUCAUCGUUGUGGUUUUUUCGCUGGUUAAAAUCCUGGUCAAGUGUUUGUAGCGAACCAGAGGGUGUGGAGUGGAGCGCCAAGGUGCGGACUCGGCCGCGCCGUUCGUCUGCGCCCUCCCCAUCUCCGGUCUUCUUGGCCAUGUCUUGACACCGCGUUCUACUGCCACCAUCGUGCCCACUUUUACUACUACUACUACUACUACUACUACUACUACUACUACUACUACUACUACUACUACUACUACUACUACUACUACUACUACUACUACUACUACUACUACUACUACUACUACUACUACUACUACUACUACUACUACUACUACUACUACUACUACUACUAA
This is a messenger RNA of Spirometra erinaceieuropaei, 453 nucleotides long. The record is from the annotation of a GenBank genome assembly. Lineage: Eukaryota; Metazoa; Platyhelminthes; Cestoda; Diphyllobothriidea; Diphyllobothriidae.